AAGUUAGGUUAGCUUGAGUCACCGAACCGCUGUCGAUAAUCGCUGGUACGCUUCGCAAUCUGAAGAACGUCGUUUGGAUGAACGGCAAACAUAAAGAUUAGUUUCGGCGUCUGUAUGCGGAUACGGUUUCUUGGCGAGAGACAAGCAAUUUUCGGGACUGAGGUGCAAUUCUGGACAUCAAACUGACAGUUCUGUCGCCGUCGACAAAAAGAAAACGAAGACACCAUUCGAAGGAAAAUGUCAAAGAUCGAAGAAGCGAACGAGCAUAUACGCCAGGCUGAAAAAGCUUUGAAACCUACUUUCUUAAAGUGGCGACCUGAUUAUGAGGUAGCGGCUGACGAAUAUUCACAUGCUGCAACAUGCUUUCGAGUAGCCAAGUCAUAUGUACAAUGUAAAGAUUGCUUAGUGAAAGCAGCUGACUGCUACAAACAAACCAAAGCAUGGUUUCAUGCGGCAAAGAGUGUUGAGCAAGCUCUGCUUAUCUCUAAGGAAAUGGGGGAUCUGACUGAGGUAUCAAAGCUAGCUCACAGGGCAUGUAGUCUUUUUCAGCAGCAUGGUUCUCCCGAAUCAGGAGUACACUCUCUCGACAAGGCAGCUAAAAUGUUGGAAGCUACACAGCCUCAGCAAGCUCUGGAGCUGUACAGACGCGCAGCUGAUAUAAUUACGGGUGAGGAUAAUCCGCGACACGCAGCGGAAUACAUGAGCAAAAUCGCGAGAUUAUUGGUGAAGCUGCAAAUGUAUGAUGAAGCGGCAGAUGCGAUACGUCGCGAGAUUGGGAUGUAUCAGGAUGUCAAGCUUUGGCAAUCAGUUGGAAAACUCACUGUGGCAUUAGUUUUGGUACAAUUAGCACGAGGUGAUCAAGUUGCGGCCGAGAAAGCUUUCAAAGAAUGGGGAAACUUCUGCGAAGCUCCCGAAGUCCAAACAUUGGAGAUGCUGCUGCAAGCAUAUGAUAAUGAGGAUGCGGAUGCAGCUCGCGCAGCCCUUAACAGUCCCUUUAUCAAGCACAUGGAUGUAGAAUAUUCCAAGUUAGCGCGAGGUUUGCCUUUACCGCAACAGGAAUAUGCUAUUCCACCUGCUGGAAUAAGAGCCAAUGCUGCGGAAUCUUAUGUUUCUCCCAAUGCGUCCAAAGUCGCCGGACAGGCUACUGUUGAAGCAGAAGUUAAUCACACAAAAAAUGAAAUUAGCGAAACUAAUCAAUCAACAGAAAAGAAGUCAGAAGUUGCAUCGCCGCCGCCGACACAAAAACAAGAGGAAGAGGAUGACUAUGAGGGAGGCCUAUGCUAAUCGUCUUUACAUGUACAAAAAAAAAUCUUUUAUUGCUUAUAAAUUGUUAAUUACAUAACGCUUGCAUGUAUAUUUGAGCGUUUCAUCGAAAGCACAUCGUUCGCUUUGAGAAAGUUUAUCUUUCAGCUAACUCUUAAAGGAAAUUUAACACCCAGAAUUAUACAUUAGAAUUAUACAUGAAAGGGGAUAACAAUCUUUCUUUUUUAUAUUUAAUAUUUUUAUUAAUUUCAAAAUGUUAGUUUAUAAUUUAUAUAUUUAGUAAUCUUUUUUUUUUCUAUAGAAUUUUUGUAAGUUCCAAGAGACUUAAUAUAUAAACAAUUAUAAAAUGUUA
Messenger RNA from Pogonomyrmex barbatus (red harvester ant), 1615 nucleotides. RefSeq names its product gamma-soluble NSF attachment protein. Gene Ontology annotation, cellular component: vacuolar membrane; SNARE complex. The record is from RefSeq and is a predicted model, not a curated record. Gene Ontology annotation, molecular function: syntaxin binding; soluble NSF attachment protein activity. Gene Ontology annotation, biological process: intracellular protein transport. NCBI's taxonomy places the organism in Eukaryota, Metazoa, Arthropoda, Insecta, Hymenoptera, Formicidae.